Molecule: messenger RNA, 894 nt
Organism: Eutrema salsugineum
Lineage: Eukaryota; Viridiplantae; Streptophyta; Magnoliopsida; Brassicales; Brassicaceae
Product: DNA-directed RNA polymerases II and IV subunit 5A
Exons: 5
Coding region: 160-780 (206 amino acids)
Biological process (GO): DNA-templated transcription
Cellular component (GO): RNA polymerase III complex; RNA polymerase I complex; RNA polymerase II, core complex
Molecular function (GO): DNA-directed RNA polymerase activity; DNA binding
Source: RefSeq, a predicted model, not a curated record
GAUUUAAUAAGAAUUGAGAAAGGGUUUGGAGCUUAAAAGGAAAGCUUGAACGCCGCUUCUUCUUCGUCUUCUUCCUCGCGCUCCUCUCUUUCUCUGUUAAUUGCUUCUUCAAUCCUCUUCCCGCGGGUUUUGUCCCUAGACGUUUAUCGGUGAAAAAAGAUGACUUUAACGGAAGAAGAAAUCAAAAGACUGUACAGAAUCCAGAAGACGUUGAUGCAGAUGCUUAAGGAUCGUGGCUACUUUAUCGCGGAUUCGGAAAUUACGAUGACCCUUGGACAGUUUAUUAGGAAACAUGGCGAUAACAUGAAAAGGGAGGAUCUUGUUACUCUCAAAGCUAAGAGAAAUGAUAACAAUGAUCAGCUCUAUAUAUUCUUCCCUGAUGAGGCGAAAGUUGGAGUUAAGACGAUGAAGAUGUACACGAACCGGAUGAAAUCAGAGAAUGUUUUCAGAGCAAUUUUGGUGGUGCAACAGAACUUGACUCCUUUUGCUCGAACUUGCAUAAGUGAGAUCUCCUCAAAAUUUCACUUGGAAGUUUUUCAGGAGGCGGAAAUGCUAGUGAACAUCAAAGAACAUGUUCUUGUUCCUGAGCAUCAAGUUCUUACCACUGAAGAGAAGAAAACUUUGCUGGAGAGAUACACCGUGAAGGAGACGCAGCUUCCAAGGAUCCAAGUGACUGAUCCGAUCGCAAGAUACUUUGGACUAAAACGUGGGCAAGUCGUGAAGAUCAUACGUCCGAGUGAAACCGCGGGUCGUUAUGUUACCUAUCGUUAUGUUGUAUAAGGCAAAGCCUGUCUGUAUUUGCGAAUGGAACGCUUAGAAUUAUGAAACAUAUGAGAAAUGCUUUUGUACCAAACAGUUGACAAUGUGAUUCAAUCUUACGACAACCUUUCAGUA